Molecule: messenger RNA, 1161 nt
Organism: Spirodela intermedia
Lineage: Eukaryota; Viridiplantae; Streptophyta; Magnoliopsida; Alismatales; Araceae
Source: the annotation of a GenBank genome assembly
AUGGUCCCUCUCCUGUUGGCGGUGGUGGUGGUGGUGAUGCUCCUCCCCGUGUCCUUGUGCUUCCCCCACGCGGUGUCCUCCAACUCUUCGGUGGCCGGGGUGGUGGGGGUGACCUACGCCAUGAACACGCCGGGGCUGCCACAUCCGAAGAAGGUGGUGGAGGCGCUGGUCGCCGCCGGCGUCACCCGGGUGCUCCUCGUGGACCCUUACCCCGACGGAGUCGCCGCCUUCAACAACACGGACAUCGUGCUCACCAUCGCCAUCAAUAACUCCUACAUCCAAUCCCUCGCCACCAACGUGACGAUGACUUUCCUCUGGCUGGGCGACAACAUCAUCCUGCCGAACAUCAAGAUCGAGGCCAUCUCCGUCGGAUACGAUGUCUUCUCCUCCGAGAACCUCCACCUCGCCGGCGACCUCCUCCAGGCCAUCCAGAACCUCCACGAGGGCAUGUCCGAGAUCCUCCAGGGCAACAUCUCCAUCACCACCGCCAACAGCUUCGACCUCAUCACCCCGGCCUUCCCCCCGUCGGCGGCGGAGUUCAAUCGCUCGGUGGCCGAGCUCUAUCUGAGACCGCUUCUCCAGUUCCUCGACGGGGCCGGCUUCCCCUUCUUCAUCUCCCUCUACCCCUUCAAGCUCUACCGCGCCGGCGCCAUCCUCGGGGAGAACACCGGCAUCGCCGCUUUCGAGUACGCCGAAGGCCAGCACCUGACCGACCCCAAGACCGGCCUCGUCUACUACAACAUCUUCGACGCGAUGGUGGACGCCACCGUCGCCGCCAUGGCCAAGCUGGGCUACGCCGACGUCCCCCUGGUGGUCUCCGGAACGGGGUGGCCGAGCGAGGGGGGACUGAACGAGCCCGAGGCGAGCAUCCUCUAUGCUGGCGAGUACAACGAGGGGCUGGUGAGCAAGCUGAACAUGCGGCUGGGCACGCCGGCGAGGCCGGAGACAACGCCGGUGACCUUCAUCUACGCGCUGUUUGACGACCCCAGAGAGACCGGCGCGGAGUCGGAGAGGAACUGGGGCAUCUGGACCAUGGACAUGCAGCAGAAGUACGUGAUCGACUUCACCCCCUCCAAAGCCAGUGGCGGAAGAACUACGAGCUCCCUCCACCGUUCCGCCGUCGCCGCCGUCACGGCCUUUGUCCUCCUCUGUCUUGCCUGA